This is a messenger RNA of Chlorella variabilis, 687 nucleotides long. RefSeq lists its product as hypothetical. NCBI's taxonomy places the organism in Eukaryota, Viridiplantae, Chlorophyta, Trebouxiophyceae, Chlorellales, Chlorellaceae. Bases 1 to 687 code for a protein of 228 amino acids. The transcript is spliced from 5 exons. The record is from RefSeq and is a predicted model, not a curated record.
AUGGCUCACUACCCUGCUGGCGUGGUGGUUUACGGCGGCAGGCUGCCUCCAGCCCGGAGGCUAGUCAUUAGUGGCCUGUCGGCAACAGCCAUCGUGCUGGGCGGCAACCUGUUUGGCGUCACCUCCUGGCUGCUGUCCCUGGAUGGCGGCAAGCUGGCCGGAGCCACCAACCUGGAUGUGCUGGUGCCGGUGGGCGGCUCCCGCCGCUGCCUGGACGCCCAGAACGGUUUCACCUUCCUGUACCCCGCCCGCUGGCUUGCCGACCAGACGCUGUACAGGCGGUACGCCGAGCGCAUCGAGCGCGAGGCGGCGCUGGAUCCACCCUCGCUGAGCCGCGCGCGGGCGCGGCGGCAGGGCGCGCCCGAGCCCGCGGCCGCGUUUGGGCCGCCGGGCAGCACCGUGGCGCCGGAGGGGUCUGGGCGCACGGCGGUGCUGCUGGGCGCGGGGGAGCGGCGGGACGCCGGCGGCGAGCUGUACUACUGGCAGGAGUUCACUGUAAGGUCGGAGCGCUUCUACCGCCACAACCUGUCAGUGUACGCGGCACGCAACGGCCUGCUGUACACGCUCAACUGCCAGAGCGCGGAGGAGCGGUGGGGCGGCCACGUGGCCGCCUUCCGCAAGGCAGCCGACUCGUUUGCAAUCCUCAACUCGGGGGCCGCCGCCGCCGGCUUCCCCGACCGGCUGUGA